AGUUUAGAUGGUGGAUGGUUUGUCCUCCGAAUCGUAUUCCCCAUCAGAGGAGAGAUGAAUACGAGAGCAUUUCAAAGAUGUCAUCCGGGCAGAACCUCGAAUCGUAGUGGAGUUUAGGAGCAUGGCUUCACGGAAUGUGUUUAGUUCAGAAGGGGAAUGUGUGCUGAUUGUGUUCUGUCCUGCACUGGAAGCAGGAUACACAAAAUUUCAGUGUCGGGCUUAAGGCAAUCUAGGUAAACAGCACUAUGGAGACGCUAGUUUGUACAUGAUGCACAGCACCGUGUUAGAGAUUGAGAAUUUGGACUGUUUGGGUCUAUGGAAGUGGAUGCAGGCAUGGGUGGGGAAGCUGAUCAACAGCAAGGCCCGCUGCCGCACCAACAACAGCACCAACAGCUACCGCCGUCGAUUUCAGGACCCAGGCCAGCACCUAGCUACAGAGUUGUGAGCGCAGUAAUCGAGAAAAAAGAGGACGGACCUGGUCCUCGAUGCGGUCACACCUUGACAGCAGUAGCAGCUGUUGGAGAUGAAGGGUCCCCUGGGUUUAUUGGACCUCGCCUUAUUCUGUUUGGUGGUGCCACUGCUCUGGAAGGAAAUUCUCACGCUGCUGGACCCCCAGCAUCUUCUGGCGCAGGCAUCAGGUUGGCGGGAGCUACGGCAGAUGUGCACUGCUAUGACAUACACGCGAACAAGUGGAUGAGACUUACUCCUGUUGGGGAUCCACCCUCUCCUCGAGCUGCUCACGCCGCCACAGCAGUUGGCACUAUGGUUGUGAUUCAGGGUGGUAUAGGUCCUGCCGGUCUUUCUACAGAUGACCUUCAUGUUCUUGACCUAACCCAGUCAAGACCUCGGUGGCACAGGCAGCGCCAGACUUCUCUGCCAAUGGCAUUCCCUGGAUGUUGCCCGGUAACCUGCAUAUCCAUCCUGGUGAUGCAUACUGCCGUCCCGCCUUGCACGAUUACAGCCAGAUACCUAUGCGCCUCGGUACAUACUGAUGACGCAGACUGGUUGAGAGGUGGCAAAGUGAUGGCUGCCACUCACCCGUGGAUGUUGGUAACUGGACCCCGGAUAGCAUCUUCCGAGAGAUCCUCAACCGCACACGUUUCAAUGAAGCUUAAUUUCCUUCUUCUAUCCCUUUCUUCUAUCGUUGGAUAUUCUGAUUGCUCGUGUCAUGAGGCUUAUAAGCAUGUUAGACAUUGCACUUCACAACCAGGAAUUUUUUCGCUUGUCAGGAUCGCCUUUGUCUUUUGAGACCUGUGAGCAUUUCUGAUUGUCAUUCAUGACUUUUCGGUUUGCGACUAUCUCCUUGCAUGCCGAGCCCUUGCGUUUUAAAUUACAAAUUUAUUGACUAUUAUUGGAGGACAUCAUGGGUGCUGACGGAGUCGUGGUUCUUUACGUCAAGCAUAUUAUUCUUGCCGUUUUUUAUUGCUCCCCUGAACUUAUGUCGAUCUAUCGGGAGUGAUUUUCUAUCUAUAUAUUACGCGGUUUAUUGCUUUCUCAACAUCUUGGUUCGAACAUGUUGUCACGCAAUAUAUAUCGGUUCCGGCUAGAGAUACGGACCCACGUCCUUGGAGAUACUUCUCCUCUUAUGCAAGUCAUUCUUUUUUUUUUCUCUGAGAGGGAGAAGGAUUGCUAUUUGUCAUUGUGUAUCGGUGCAAUUAACCAUUCAAUUUACAACCUUUGAGCAGAGUUGUUGUGCAAGGGCCCGGACCCGGACCUCGAUAUGGUCAUGUUAUGUCUUUGGUGGCACAGCGGUUUCUCCUCUCAAUAAGUGGCAAUGACGGAAAGCGGCCCCUUGCUGAUGUCUGGGCACUAGAUACUGCUGCCAAGCCUUACGAGUGGCGUAAACUGGAGCCGGAGGGAGAUGGUCCUCCUCCAUGCAUGUAUGCAACAGCUAGCGCCAGAUCGGACGGUCUUUUAUUACUUUGUGGUGGAAGAGAUGCCAGCAGUGUGCCUCUUGCAAGCGCGUAUGGACUUGCAAAGCAUCGUGAUGGACGCUGGGAAUGGGCGAUUGCUCCCGGUGUAUCACCUUCUCCGCGCUACCAACAUGCUGCAGUUUUCGUGAAUGCGAGGUUGCAUGUAUCUGGUGGAGCUCUCGGGGGCGGCCGAAUGGUUGAGGAUGCUUCCAGUGUAGCAGUGCUGGAUACAGCAGCCGGUGUCUGGUGCGAUCGAAAGUCCGUGGUUACGAGCCCGCGCACUGGAAGGUAUAGUGCGGAUGCUGCGGGAGGGGAGGCAUCUUGUGAGCUGACAAGACGAUGUCGACAUGCUGCAGCUGCCGUUGGCGAUCUUAUCUUCAUGUAUGGUGGACUCCGGGGAGGUGUGCUGUUAGAUGAUCUUCUUGUUGCUGAGGACUUGGCUGCCGCUGAAACAACAACGGCUGCCCUCCAGGCUGCCGCAGCCUCUGCAGCCCUUGGAAGUAGUAGCAACCCUGGGCCCCCUUCUAGUGCAAGCGGAAGUGUCACAGCGGGCUUCAAUGAAGCGCAGAUAAAAUCUUUAGAUGCAUCAUCAGAAGGUGCAGUGAUAAUGGGAAGUCCUGUUGCAGCUCCCAUUCAUGGUGAUACGUCUAUGGAUAUCAGUACUGAGAACGCGUUCGCCCUUGGACAUCGGAGUGCUGUAAAAGGCGUGGAGUUACUGGUCAAAGCCUCUGCUGCUGAAGCAGAAGCAAUUAGUGCGGCUUUGGCCGCAGCUACUGCACGUCACAAUAAUGGAGAGUCAGAUAAGGAAAGUGUCGAAAGAGAUCGCGGAGCUGAGGCCUCACCGAGUGGAAAGUCUUUGACUUCUUCAUCGGCUGGGGUUCUUCCUAGCAAGACUGCCUUAGUCACUUCAUCCUCACAUCCUCCCCCAGUGGGUGUCAGGCUCCAUCAUCGAGCAGUUGUUGUAGCUGCGGAGUCUGGUGGAGCUCUAGGAGGAUUGGUGAGGCAGCUUUCCAUCGACCAGUUUGAGAAUGAAGGUCGACGAGUGAGUCAUGGAACACCAGAUAGUGCGAGUGCGGCUCGCAGACUUCUAGAUAGACAGAUGUCUAUAAGUGGGGUCCAAAAGAAGGUGCUUUCACAUCUAUUGAAACCUCGUGGUUGGAAGCCCCCAGUUAAAAGACAAUUUUUCAUGGAAUACAAUGAAAUUGCUGAGCUUUGUGAUACCGCAGAAAGAUGGUUUGCUCGUGAGCCUAGCGUCUUGCAAAUCAAAGCACCAGUUAAAAUAUUUGGUGACCUACAUGGUCAGUUUGGCGAUCUGAUGCGUUUAUUUGAUGAGUAUGGGUCUCCUUCAACCGCCGGUGAUAUAACGUAUAUUGAUUACCUCUUUUUGGGCGACUACGUGGAUCGGGGACAGCACAGCUUGGAAACCAUCACCCUUCUUCUAGCUCUGAAGAUAGAAUAUCCCAACAAUGUUCAUCUUAUACGAGGAAACCAUGAGGCUGCCGACAUCAAUGCCCUGUUUGGCUUUCGAAUUGAGUGCAUCGAACGGAUGGGUGAAAAGGAGGGUAUAUGGGCAUGGCAACGAAUAAACUCGUUAUUUAAUUGGCUUCCUUUAGCAGCUCUCAUAGAGAAAAAAAUCAUAUGUAUGCACGGUGGAAUAGGAAGGUCCAUAAAUCAUGUCGAACAGAUUGAGGCACUCCAGCGGCCGAUAACCAUGGAGGCAGGGUCUGUUGUUUUGAUGGAUCUGCUAUGGUCUGAUCCAACAGAAAAUGACAGUGUGGAAGGUCUACGACCUAACGCUCGCGGUCCGGGCCUGGUUACUUUCGGACCGGAUCGAGUUAUGGAGUUUUGCAAGAACAAUGACUUGCAACUUAUCGUCAGAGCGCAUGAAUGUGUUAUGGAUGGGUUUGAGCGCUUUGCUCAGGGUCAUCUGAUUACUCUUUUUUCUGCCACAAAUUAUUGCGGUACGGCCAAUAACGCCGGAGCAAUUUUAGUUCUGGGAAGAGAUCUUGUUGUUGUGCCAAAGCUGAUACAUCCAAUACCUCCUGCGAUUACAUCUCCUGAAUCUUCUCCCGAGCGUCAUUUGGAGGACACAUGGAUGCAGGAAUUAAAUGUGCAGAGGCCCCCCACUCCGACACGUGGCAGGCCCCAGGCUCCUAGUGAUCGUGGUUCUUUAGCCUGGAUUUAAGGCAAGAGCAUUUUAUCGUUUUAGAUUGAAUGGUGGCAGCAUAAUUUUAUUUGUUAGCAUCUGUAAAGUAUUCUCUGGUUCAUUCAAAAGAUAACUGCGAAUUUUUUGGCUACUCAACAGUAAUCUCUUUCAAGCAGUUAGUCAAGAAGUGCUUGUAAGUCUCGAUUCAGAAGAUUGUGAAUUCCUGUGAGUAUCAGUAUACUGUUUAAGCAGAUGUAUGCGGUGAUGAUAGCUGUGGAGGAUACAUUGGGUACUUGAAAUCAAAAGUAUCAAUCUCACUUGAAUUC
Molecule: messenger RNA, 4385 nt
Organism: Marchantia polymorpha subsp. ruderalis
Lineage: Eukaryota; Viridiplantae; Streptophyta; Marchantiopsida; Marchantiales; Marchantiaceae
Source: the annotation of a GenBank genome assembly